This is a messenger RNA of Nestor notabilis (Kea), 837 nucleotides long. RefSeq names its product cytohesin-3. The record is from RefSeq and is a predicted model, not a curated record. Lineage: Eukaryota; Metazoa; Chordata; Aves; Psittaciformes; Psittacidae. Gene Ontology annotation, molecular function: guanyl-nucleotide exchange factor activity. Gene Ontology annotation, biological process: regulation of ARF protein signal transduction. The transcript has 8 exons. The annotation marks the transcript as partial.
CAUAGAGAUGAAUUUAAUAUUAAAGUUCUUCAGGCUUUUGUUGAACUCCAUGAGUUCGCUGAUCUCAAUCUUGUACAAGCCUUAAGGCAGUUUCUGUGGAGCUUCAGACUCCCAGGAGAGGCUCAAAAAAUUGAUCGUAUGAUGGAAGCUUUUGCUUCACGCUAUUGCCUUUGUAACCCAGGAGUCUUCCAGUCUACAGAUACAUGCUAUGUGCUUUCAUUUGCGAUCAUCAUGUUGAAUACCAGUCUGCACAACCACAAUGUAAGAGAUAAACCAACAGUAGAGAGGUUUAUUUCUAUGAAUCGUGGAAUUAAUGAAGGUGGAGACCUUCCAGAAGAAUUACUACGGAAUUUAUAUGAAAGUAUUAAGAAUGAGCCAUUUAAAAUUCCAGAGGAUGAUGGAAAUGAUCUAACGCAUACGUUUUUCAAUCCAGAUAGAGAAGGUUGGCUGCUGAAACUAGGGGGAAGAGUAAAAACAUGGAAACGAAGAUGGUUUAUCCUGACUGAUAAUUGCCUGUAUUACUUUGAAUACACGACAGACAAAGAACCAAGAGGAAUUAUUCCAUUAGAAAAUCUUAGCAUAAGAGAAGUUGAAGACCCUAGAAAACCAAACUGCUUUGAGCUCUACAACCCCAGUCAUAAAGGUCAAGUAAUUAAAGCGUGUAAAACUGAAGCUGAUGGUAGAGUGGUGGAAGGCAACCAUGUAGUGUAUAGAAUAUCUGCUCCCACCCCAGAGGAAAAGGAAGAGUGGAUUAAAUCUAUCAAAGCAAGUAUCAGCAGGGAUCCCUUUUAUGAUAUGCUGGCAACAAGGAAACGAAGAAUUGCAAAUAAGAAAUAG